This is a messenger RNA of Eublepharis macularius, 3764 nucleotides long. RefSeq names its product MAPK interacting serine/threonine kinase 1 (gene MKNK1). Bases 114 to 1352 code for a protein of 412 amino acids. The record is from RefSeq and is a predicted model, not a curated record. Gene Ontology annotation, biological process: peptidyl-serine phosphorylation; protein autophosphorylation; intracellular signal transduction. The transcript has 12 exons. Gene Ontology annotation, molecular function: calmodulin binding; calcium/calmodulin-dependent protein kinase activity; calcium-dependent protein serine/threonine kinase activity. Gene Ontology annotation, cellular component: cytoplasm; nucleus. NCBI's taxonomy places the organism in Eukaryota, Metazoa, Chordata, Lepidosauria, Squamata, Eublepharidae.
UACAGGUUAAAAUGGCUGGGCUCAUGUAAAGAGACAACCAAGAGAAGCAGCAUUUUUUCUUUUUUGCAUGAGUGCAUUAGAUACCUGCAGAACAAAGACAGAUACUGCAAGAAAUGGUGAGCAGCCAACCUAAUCCUAUCUCAGACAGUGGCAAAAGAAAAAAGAAGAAAAGGACCAGAGCUUCAGAUCAUUUUCCAGGAAGAUUUGAAGAUUUAUACAAAUUUACUGCAGAGUUGCUUGGUGAGGGGUCCUAUGCCAAAGUUCAAGGAGCUGUUAGCUUGCAAAAUGGAAAGGAAUAUGCAGUUAAGAUAAUUGAAAAAAGUGCUGGGCAUAGCCGGAGUCGGGUAUUUCGAGAAGUGGAAACAUUGUAUCAGUGUCAAGGUAACAAGAACAUUUUGGAAUUAAUAGAAUUUUUUGAAGAUGAUGCAAGGUACUACCUUGUCUUUGAAAAGCUGCUUGGAGGCUCUAUCCUGGCCCAUAUACAAAAGCAAAAGCACUUUAAUGAGAGAGAAGCCAGCAGGGUAGUGAAAGACAUUGCCUGUGCUCUAGAUUUCCUCCACACGAAAGGUAUUGCUCAUCGAGAUCUGAAGCCAGAAAACAUACUAUGUGAAUCUCUAGAUAAGGUGUCACCAGUGAAAAUUUGUGACUUUGACCUUGGGAGUGGAGUGAAACUCAACAGUGCAUGUACUCCAAUAACUACGCCUGAAUUGACUACUCCAUGUGGUUCUGCAGAGUAUAUGGCCCCUGAGGUGGUGGAAGUAUUCACAGAUGAAGCCACAUUCUAUGACAAGCGCUGUGAUCUGUGGAGUUUGGGUGUGAUUUUGUACAUCAUGUUAAGUGGCUAUCCUCCGUUUGUGGGGAAUUGUGGCACAGACUGUGGCUGGGACAGAGGAGAAGUCUGCAAAGUUUGCCAGAACAAGCUCUUUGAGAGUAUCCAGGAAGGCAAUUAUGAGUUUCCCGAUAAGGACUGGUCUCAUAUCUCCAGUGACGCCAAAGAUCUGAUCUCCAAGUUACUUGUUCGAGAUGCCAAAGAGAGGCUUAGUGCUGCUCAGGUUCUGCAGCAUCCAUGGGUACAAGGGAAUGCUUCUGAAAGAGGACUGCCUACACCACAAGUUCUUCAAAGGAAUAGCAGCACAAAGGAGCUGACUCUCUUUGCAGCUGAGGCUAUUGCUCUAAACCGCCAGCUCUCCCAGCACGAGAAUCAUCUCAAUGAAGAGGAAGAAAGUAUUGCUCAGGCCAUAUGUUCCAUGAAGCUUUCUCCCCCCUCGAAGUCCCGCCUUGCCAAACGCAGAGCUAUGAGUCAGGCCACAAAAAACAGUGAAUUCCAACCAGCUACUCCUGCUGCCCUUUGAUACUCAUUUUCCAAGUGUCAGCAUUUGUGGGGGGGUCGAGGGGGGGAGUUGCUUUUUGUACAAUUAUUUUAAAACACUCUGGGGUUUAUUAGUGUUAAGAUUCUGUAGAACAAAACUUGUAAUGAAGUGAUUUAAAGGACAAUUUUCUUGGAAUGUCCUUUUAAAGUUUGAAAAAUUGAUGAAUUAUAUGAAUUUUUUUGUUGCUGCUGUGUUAAUGACACAACAAAACUUUAUUUGCACACCAGUUUCUGUAACUAGAGUAUACACUUCUGUGACCAGCCCUGUGACUAGUAGAAAUAUGAAUGAAUAUGCUAGUAGUAGUUGUAUAAUUCUGUUACUUGUAUCUACCAGACAAUUGUGGUGGCCCAUCCUCCAGAAAGCUUCACAUACUUCAGUUUUCCUGUAAGAGCAGAGUUUAAAUGGUUGGCAUAGGAAGUGACUAAAACAAGUUAGGAAAUGCCCAUUAAAUAUAUAUUACCCUUAACUUGUAUAUAAACAUGAUUUCAGAAUGGAUUGGGGAACAACUGCUUCAGUGCUAAUGUGUGAUCUCGGAACAUGCUUUUUUUGAGGAGGGGAGAGUAGGUCACAUCACGGGUGGAGAAAGCAUCUUAAGUACUGCAUUGGCAAAAAGUACUUUUUGAAGCGGCUUUUGAUAUAUACAAAUUUCCUGUCUUUAGCAAAGUCUCUCUUGUAGCGAAAAUUUCCAAGUCACCCAGUUACCUUGCUUCUACUUCAGGUGUUUAACUUUUGAAACAUUUCUGUAAUGCACCCGUUCACCAACCAUUACAUAUAGUGCUGUGGAAAAUUCUUCCCUGUGAUAGUAACAUCUGACAGCUCUUUAUUCUGGGUUUCGGCGCACACAUGUGACAUGAGAAAUGCAGGAAACUGCAGGUGUCUAAACAGCAAUGACAGAAUUUUAUAUUUUACAGUUCUUCAGUGCAGUCCCACCAUAGGAAAGAGCUUAUGAUGGUGCGUACAUCAUGGUGGUACUUUAAAUAGGUUGUGGCUUAAAGCAUUCAGGGCUUAGUGCAGCAGAUGUGCUGGUCUGCUGCUAGCUUCUGAUGAAAAUAUAUUGAAAAGUUCUAGGGUGCCUAUCAUUCUGCUCAUGGCCUUUGUAUGUCAACACAAAUGGUUCUCGAAUCUUUUGUAAUCAGAAUGUAUACAUAUUACCUAUUCUCUCUCACUUAAAUACACCUACUUCCCUACUUUUCCUGGUCGCUUGCAUAAGCUUUUUCCUGGUUUUGUGUGCAAUUUCCAUUGCUGUUUCCAUAAUGCCAUUGUGUUACAAUAGGCAAAAAUGUUGAACCUAGGUGUCUUGCAUAUUUGCAAUCAAUAUGGUCCUUGCCAUCUCACAAACAAACGAUUGGAGAGCACCCAAUUAUUUGAUAUUGUAUUAUUUUGGUAGGAGUUGCUUCAGGUUCAGUGCUGAAAUUCUAGUUGUGCAAAAGUUUUUAACUUUUGUCAUAAGCAGUAAUGUUCCAGUAAGAAAAAAAGAUGCACAAUACAGCUGGAUAAACCAGUCCAACACUGCCUUUUUAUUUUGGUCAGUUUAGGAAAAUGAGAUUUUAGAACAUGCAUUCCAUUAUCAUUCUAAAGUUGAAGGUGGAAAGGGGGCACCCACAAAAUGGACAUAUGCUAAUCUCAUUGUUUGAAAUUACACAUGUUGUCCCAUUAUCAUCUACCCCAUUUGCUUAGCUUGGCUAUGGCUGCCCUUCCCACAACAGAAUUGGAUUGGGCUAAUCUUGGGCUAUCUCAAGCCAUGCAGGCUCCAGUACAGUGCAAAUAAGACCAACUGACGGGAGCAAAAUGAUUGUUUUAAAAUGCAUCAUACCAUUGUGGUGCUGGUAUCUUUCAAAACACAGUAGCUUCUGAACAUGCAUGGUUCCACAAUUGUCUUUUUUAACACAAACUAAUGACCAUCUUCAAGGAAGUCUUGUUUUACUGAAAGUGCCAAAGUUGUUAACCCCAAUAAAUUGAAUUCCCUUUUAAAUUAGGGUUGGUAUUUCAAUUUGUUUGCAACUUUUGAAAAUUUAGGCCAGAGGAUUAUGAAAAACAGAGAAAAUGCUUUUUUAAAAGAUCCAUAUUUACCCUAUGCCUCCACUAUGCAAGAAGGAGAUCAACGAAUAAGCCGGGGGGAAAACUCAAUUCUUCUAACUCUGCUUGCCAGAACUGCUCUGCAUUUGGUCUUUAAGUGGAAAAUGUGUAUAUUAAAUACAUGUUGUUAUAACAUACUGGUAGUUAAUGUAAUCCUGCCAUUAUGUUGGUUUUAAAGAAUUCUUUGAAACUGUUACAGUUGUAAUGCACUCCAUAGUUAACUGUUUUUAAAAGCAAUGAAAAACUCAGGAAGAAGUACUGUUAUUGAUAACAUGCAUUUUAUUGUGUACUGUAAAUUAAAUUUACCUCAUUUCUGAA